AUGGUGUGCGUCCCGUUCUUCUUCGGGCUCCGAGAGAUCUCGGGGCUGCGGCAGUGGGCACCACCCCACAUGCGCGACGACUUCUCCCGGUUCGAGCUCGUGGCCGCCUCUAUGUGGCGCAGCAGCACAGCCGUGCUUGGCUACACAACCGACAAGGAGGUGCGCCUGUCUUUCAUCAUCAACGUUCGCGGCCAUGCCGGCACCCCUCUCCCGGAAGGCUUCUACGGGAACGCAUUCGCGUACUCCACCGCGGCGACCACCGCCGGGGAGCUCUGCGGCGGGGGCCUCGGGCACACGCUGGAGCUGGUGAAGAAGGCCAAGUCAGCAGUGACAUACGACUACCUGUUGUCGGUGGCGGACCUGAUGAGCGUGGACUUCGGGUGGGGGGAGGCCGUGUACGGCGGCCCUGCCAAGGGAGGCGAAGGACCGAUCCCCGGCGUCGCCAACUACUUCUUGUGGUCGAAGAAUGGCAAGGGGGAGGAGGGCACCCUGGUGCCCAUCUCCCUGCCCAAGAACGUCAUGGAGAGGUUCCAGCUCGAGGUGGCAGGCCUACGGCCGAGCUCUAUCGGAGCUUUACGUGACAACCCCAAAAUAAAUGUGUGUGUCAUCUAA
Triticum turgidum subsp. durum (durum wheat) is the source of this 612-nucleotide messenger RNA. Lineage: Eukaryota; Viridiplantae; Streptophyta; Magnoliopsida; Poales; Poaceae. The record is from the annotation of a GenBank genome assembly.